Molecule: messenger RNA, 1944 nt
Organism: Penaeus monodon (black tiger shrimp)
Lineage: Eukaryota; Metazoa; Arthropoda; Malacostraca; Decapoda; Penaeidae
Exons: 2
Coding region: 855-1871 (338 amino acids)
Source: RefSeq, a predicted model, not a curated record
GAAAGGGAUAGAAAAAAAAAGAGACGGACAGACAAACAGAGCAAGAUAACAGGAAAACAGAAGGAUAAGAGAAAGAGAAACACAAAAAAUUUAGACUUGAUGACGAAACCCCGAUAUGCUGAUGAGAUUCACAUCCAUUUGAUAAAGGGUAUAUAUAUCACCCACGUCGAGAUUUUUUUACCCCCAUGGCACAGAAAUGUCCCAGUCUGAAUCUCAUAUAGCACGACCUCCUAUCAGUCACCUAACACUGUGCUGUCGUAGCCUCAAUCACCAGAGGUCUGUGUUACGGAGGGGCAGGUCGCCAUAACAAGAAGAGUGUAAACAUCCUUCAAGGGUUAGAUUUAUGAGGAAUUAAGUUCGAUACGAGAGUCGACUGACCUCCACACUGUCCAUAGAUUCCCUCUACAACUGGACAAGAGAACGGCGGAUCAGAGAGGUCUUUUCGCAGCCAUGACGUUACUAAGCAAGCUACAGGAAGGUUUCAGUGAGAUCGACCACAACUACUUGCGGGUGUUCAAAGUCGUCACCCCGAUCGGCUGUCCAGUCAUGUACCAAGUGUUCAUGUGGGGCUGCCUGAAGGACCCCAACCAAACGCUGGAAGAAUAUCUCUUCCGGGAAAAACACAUGUCCAACAAGGACUAUCGCAAACUCUUCAACAAUCACAUGAAGGAGACCAUUAAGACGAAUCCCUCAGGGGACAAGUUCGACAUCGACUGCUGGCCAUCAAAACCGCGUGCGAGAAGGUGGCUCACAAAGGCGACCCCGCCUGGUACACUGAAGACGAUUCUUGCCUCGAAUACUUGCUCACCGCCAUAAAGGAGACGCGGAACGAACUCGCCCACAAUUAUAUCGUGAUGGACAAGACCGAAAUGGUGGAGAAGGUCGAGAAAAUAAGGAGAUUGCUGAUUAGGACGUUGGAGGCAGCCCGAGACAGGUACGGCGUCGACGCGGCCUCAGUCGAUAACGUCAUCGACAUUACCAAUAAGAACAUAAACACGGUGCGAGACCAUCCCUUAGCUGUAAAAGAUGUUAACAGGUAUCAGUCAGAAUUUCUGUUUGAUAAUUUAAAGAGACUCAUGGUUAAGGAGGGCUUAGCCGAGUUGAAGAUGAUGUAUGAAAGAAUCACAAUCAUCAAUCCCGUAUUUUUUGUGGCUGGAAGUGACUUCCUCAUGGACGUUGGUCUAGUGUUUUCUAGGAUCGAAGUAAAGCAGGCUGGGAGGUUUGCCAAAGGAAAAUCUAUAGCUUAUGAGAACGUAUUAGAACUGAAUCAUAUGUUUGCGAGUAUGUCCCAGACUCCCGGCAGCGGGGAGCCUGCCGCGAUGACCAUACUGGAGGGAAUUACGGGCUCUGGCAAGACAACCUUGACCAAAUUUAUUAUAUCGGAGUGGUCGAAGGGCUCGCGCAAAUUCAUAGGCCUGGACCAGUUCGAUCUUCUGUUCUUAAUGGAAUGUCGCAACCCUUCUCUUGAAUCCUUCGCCGAUCUCCUCGUGUCCCUCAUGCCCAAUGUAUCAAAAAGUUUCAGAAAAGAAGACUUCAUGCGAUGCGCACUCGACCUGAAGAUUCUUGUGUUAAUCGACGGACUCGACGAGCUGAACAAAUCUUCCGAAAAGAUCUUCAGAGAAGUGCUGGCCAUGUUAAGGACAAGGGACAUCAGAGUACUAUGCACAUCACGACCCGAAAAAGUCCAAGAUGUUUACAAAAUUAUUCCCGAUGGCGUUGUUAAGGUUCACUUGAGGAUAACAGGAAUCCCAGCUAGCAAGAGAGUGGAUUUUGUCAAGGCUUAUCACGACGAAAUGAAAAAGCUGCAGAGGAGUGAACAAGACACAACCGGUCUGGUCGAUUAUUUAAACAAUUCUUCGGAAAAAAAUUGAUAAACACUUCAGAUUCCCCCUUAACCUGGUACUUCUCACGUACUUGUGGGCACAGGUGCCUGAUCGAGUUAAU